Molecule: messenger RNA, 3124 nt
Organism: Pistacia vera
Lineage: Eukaryota; Viridiplantae; Streptophyta; Magnoliopsida; Sapindales; Anacardiaceae
Product: putative E3 ubiquitin-protein ligase LIN-1
Exons: 6
Coding region: 356-3124 (922 amino acids)
Biological process (GO): protein ubiquitination
Molecular function (GO): ubiquitin-protein transferase activity
Source: RefSeq, a predicted model, not a curated record
UUGUUGCCUAUUGUUACUCUCUCCAUCUUUGUCGCUCAAAUCUUCUCUUUCUCUUUGUCUUUUACUCCAUUUGCAGUCCUUUAUAUGCCUUCAUGGCCUUUCCUCAAUCUUAUUCAUCACCACUUUUGUUUUCUUAUUUUCUCUUCCCAAGAUUCUCCUUUCAUAUUCCAACAUUCUAUUCUUGUCCCAGUUUUCAUCGCCACCACUCAAAAACACAACCAAACCAUUGUUGUAAUCAAUGUUUUGUGAAUAUAUCUGGACCCCUGUGUUCAAAAAAUGCCAAAGUUGUGAGCUCUUCUGUGAAGUUGGGUUGUGAAAAAGAGCUUCAAAGAGGAAUAUUCAUACAUUGGCAGAAAUGGCGUCAUUGGAGGAGCUUCUUGCAGAGGAUGGAUUCAGGGGAAGAAGAUCAGUGGCAAGCUCAAGACCUUCUUUGAGUAUGCCUCGUUACCCUUUUCGAGACCAAAACAGAACAGCUUCUCCUUUAAACAGAAUAAAAACUGAAAGGGUGAGGUCUGAUGUAUCUCGACAUGCUUUAAGAGGAGGAUUGCCAAGAAGUGAUAGCAGUAGAAAGCCAAGGGAUAGUCUUAUUAGAAAAGAAAGAGUAGAUAAAAGGUCGAUGAAAGAACAUAAGGAAAAACUUGCAGAAGAUUUCCGGGGAAGUGAGAUAGUUGAGGAAGGCGUGGAAGAAAGUGAGACAGUGAUGAAUAUAUAUUAUGAUGAAGUGAAAAGAAGAUCAGAGAGGAGAGAAAAGUAUUUGAAAGGAAUCGUCGAAAAGGAGAGGCCUAAAGAGAGUUCAGGAAAGGAUGUAAUGAUAGAUAAGAGGCAGGGCAACAGCUCUACUGGACGUUUGCUCACAAAAGAUAGAAAUAGGAGAAGCUUGAAAGAGCCUGAGAUUAAUUAUGACAGAUCCAACAGAGGUUCGCGCAGUCGAAAGAAAUUCGAAGAUGAUAAUGAAAACCCUGAAAAUGCUAUGCCACCAGCUUCUGAACCUGCUCUUGAUGAAGUUGCUGUUCAAGCCAUGGUCUCAAUUCUCAGUGGUUAUAUUAAACAAUUUCUCAAAGAUGAGGAUUUUCGCACGACGCUUCGUCAUAACUCCUUCUCUUGCCUUAAUUUUAUUGAACUUGGAGAAGAAUAUCACAAUGAGAGCAAGGUCAUAGCCAAUCUUGAGCAAGCAAUUGAAACUGUAGAAAGAGCUGCUGAGGAGUCUGCAAGUUCCAAAGAAUUGAAAAGAGCUUCACUACAGCUUAGUGUGAUUACGGGGUUGAAUUCAAGUGAUAUGAAGGAUGGUUUCACUUACGGGAUUCCCAAUUCUAAGUUGUCGGCCUGUGCUCAUCUCUAUCUUAGUGUGAUAUAUAAGCUGCAAAAGAAAGACAGGAUCUCAGCAAAGCAUCUACUGCAAGUGUUCUGUGAUUCGUCGUUUAUUGCGCGAACAACUUUGUUACCUAAACUCUGGGACCAUUUAUUUUCUCCACAUCUUGCACAUUUGAAGGUGUGGUAUAAUCAAGAAGCUGAGUCUUUAACAGAUGCGCCCAGCAGGCCUAGGAAGCUGAAGCUCCUUGAGAAAGUGUACAAUGAAAUUCUGGAUUCCGGGACUUACCAGUUUGCAGCUUACUAUAAGGAUUGGCUCACAGAGGGAGUUGAAGCUCCUUCAAUACCAUCUAUACAAAUUCCAUCAACGUCUGUUCGUGGACUUCAGCGAGGAGGUUCAUUUGGUCAUUCUUCAGAGGUAGCUAGUCCUUCUGGACCCUUUUCACCGCAACCAAUGGUGAGUAAAAAGCUAUAUGACGCUGUAUUUGGAAGAUUAAGUAAACCAAAAGUUGAAGGGGCUGAAGAUGAUGGGGAAAUAGAGACCCUUGAUAAUGGAAUAGGAAGCUCUGACAGUUCCAUUGUAGAAGUUAAACAAACAUUAACCUAUUCUUCUGAAAUUGUUAAAUGCACAUAUCAAGAUGUCGAAGAAGGUUCCACCAAGAGUGUCCAAGAUGCUUUAUACUCAGAAGAAGUACUGUUAUUAACAUAUGAGGAAGGGUUAAGGCUGCAGGAAGUGAGUGUUUCACCAGAAAGAGAUGUGAGUGAUAAAGUUAGCAUCUCUAAUACAAGUAAAAAAACUGAAGAAGAUCCUCUUGAGGUAUGUGCACCUUCAAAUACAGAGGCGAACGAGCUUGCCCUCAAGAGACUGGCAAGAUCAAUUUUUGAACAGCAACAACUUGAGAGUACUAGUGAGGAGCAGCCAAACAAAUUGUGUCCCGCUUUUGAAGAGUUGCGUGCAAGUCCAGAAUAUUUUGAUGAAGGAUCUUUCUUCGCAAGCAUUCCUCAGGACUUCAUUUGCCCCCUGACUGGACAAUUGUUCGAAGAUCCAGUGACCCUAGAGACUGGUCAAAGCUUUGAGCGAGUGGCCAUAAAAAAAUGGAUGGAUCAGGGAAACAAAACAUGUCCUGUAACAGGAAAAACAUUGGAAUCUACAACUGUCCCACUCACCAACUUCAUUUUGAAGCGUGUUAUUGAUGCUUGGAAGUUACAAAACUGCGGAUAUCUUUUGGCUGUCGCCUCUCAAAUUGUGGGGAAUUCAGGGGAAGAAAGGUCAACAAACCGGGAUGAAACAGCUAUAGUUAUACUAGAGCAACUUCUUACCACUUUUAGCAGCAAAGAUAGAAUAACAAAUGCCAAACACCUUAUCUCUCUUGGUGGUUUGCAAUUUCUUAUUCGGAGGUUUGGGCUAGGAAGUUUAGAGGAGAGGACACGUGUAGCAGCACUUUUGUUAUGUUGUAUUGAAGCAGACACCAGUUGCAGAACCCAGAUUGCUAGAAGUGUAAAUAAACAGACUCUCCUGGAGCUGCUUCACAGCAAGGAAGUUAAGUCAAGAACAAAUGCAGUGCUCUUGCUGAGUGAAUUGAUUUGCUUGAACAGGCGGAGAGAUGUGGCGUCACUGUUAAGUGGCUUGCAGAAUGAAGAGAUAGUGAAAGCAAUGCAUGUUCUGCUCGUGUUUCUCCAGAGUUCUCCUCCAGAGCAAAAACCCUUAGUAUCUGUGCUUUUGCUACACUUAGAUCUUCGGGUAUGCUCAUUAAAUUUAAGAUUUAGUAGCUUUCAGAAUUUCCUCAAUGCUUAUUGGUUUCUCCAUUGUUCCUGA